Molecule: messenger RNA, 1342 nt
Organism: Darwinula stevensoni
Lineage: Eukaryota; Metazoa; Arthropoda; Ostracoda; Podocopida; Darwinulidae
Source: the annotation of a GenBank genome assembly
GUAAGCAGGAGGUCCCGCGGGACGUUCUAGUACGCCCGCGGGUAAGCAGGAGGUCCCGCGGGACAUUCUAGUAGGCCCGCGGGUAAGCAGGAGGUUGGGCAGGUUGGGCGGGCCGAAGGUUGGGAGUGACGGUUGGAGACCCGCGGGAAGCGGGAGGCGCUCUUGGAGGGCCCGGCAACAGCACGCAAUAUGGCAGCCCGCAUUCUUUGGAGCCGCGAGGACGCUUUUCCAUCUGUGCGUGAAUGAAAUGAAGGGAAACGCUUGGGACUUAUGAGUCGAAAAUUCAAUCCGGCCGUGAAUGCGAGGACUUACGUGCAGAGGAAGCCGCCGAUCUUCCUAUUCACGGUGUGCCUUUUGUUCGUCGCGGUCGCGCUGGUCGGGCUUUCCUUGCACGUCACCUACGAAGAACGAGGAGUUUCGGAGGACUUGCACUCGGUCGUCGAACAGCUGGUCGACUCGCCCGUUUGCCUGAGUCCUCAGAGGCCGCCAAGCUCGACGAAAAAUGCGUCGCACCUCGAGGAAGCCGGGAAGAACUCCUCCACGCCUGCUGGCCCGGCCCCGCAGGAUGUGUCCGACUGGGUCCGGCCGGACGGAGACGAGCCUGUGAUGUUCAUCGCACAAGUCGAAUUGAGCCAACAGUUCCUGAGUCUUCUAACAAGUGCCAUAAGAAAUGGAACAAUCCACCUCAUCGGUCACCUCGCAUCCCACGAGCCGAGUUUCGUCGGGGCAUUCCAUGAUAUUUACCUUCCGGCGGGAGCAUCAAAUCUACCGGCCGACGGUCCCCUCGCCUGGGUCCGGUUCAACGUGUCCGGGCUAGAGGGAGUGCUUCUGUAUUCGUCUCUGCUCGUUCUUCCCUCGAAUGUUUCGGAGAGAGAAAAUAACUCUAUCUCGAUCCAUCUGAACGCAUCGCAGUUCGACUCGAGCUGCCUCGGCGGGACCCAGCUGAAACUGUUCGAAACGGUCGUGCAAGGUUCGGCCCACCUCACCGCCCUUCCGCUCGAUUCCUUUACCGUGGUCCAGUCGCGCCUGCUCCACACGUCCUACGUCGUGCUGCUACUAGUCGGGAGCCUGCUCCUCUGGGCUUCCAUCUGGGGAGGAUCCCCCGCCGACUCCAAUCAGCCGGUGCGAGACGAAGAUGAAGAAGAUGAAUGCUGAUUGGGAACGUGAUCAGUCGAUUUGAUACUCUGAUCUGUGUGCAUUCUUCCUUGAGAUUAUUUUUCUAAGAUUAUCUUGCAUCGACAGCAUUUCGGCGCAUCAAGGGAAUCGGAUAUUUGAUGCUGAUCUGGUCUGAGCCAUAUCAUUGUAUUUAAGUGAGAAAUAAGGCAUUCCUUGAAUUAUGAAA